GUGGCUGCGUGUGGAGUGGCCUUCAGAGUUCUCUUUUACGACAACCUGGAGAGUGAGAAAACUCCGUGGAGUGUGUUCUCCCUUGUCGCUGUGGCACUUCUGGUGGUGAUUCUGUCGACGUGGUUGGACUAUUUCCCAUCUCGCCUCUCUCACCUCCGCCUCAGGCAGACAGAUGGGCAGGGGAUAGCUCUGGGUUGUCUGUUGAUUCCAACUGUACUCUGCUCCACACUCCACUGCUCUCUCCACACUGCCCCACACCACUCCGGUGAGUCCGCCACCAUCGUUUCAACGGUACUGUACCUCCUC
This is a messenger RNA of Geodia barretti, 306 nucleotides long. The record is from the annotation of a GenBank genome assembly. NCBI's taxonomy places the organism in Eukaryota, Metazoa, Porifera, Demospongiae, Tetractinellida, Geodiidae.